This is a messenger RNA of Caenorhabditis briggsae, 1134 nucleotides long. It is a transcript of the gene Cbr-sra-39, whose product is annotated as Protein CBR-SRA-39. Gene Ontology annotation, biological process: detection of chemical stimulus involved in sensory perception. Gene Ontology annotation, molecular function: olfactory receptor activity. Bases 1 to 1134 code for a protein of 377 amino acids. The transcript has 6 exons. The record is from RefSeq and is a predicted model, not a curated record. Lineage: Eukaryota; Metazoa; Nematoda; Chromadorea; Rhabditida; Rhabditidae.
AUGGAAGGUUGUGAGGACCGCGGACAGCUCUACUACCACCCAGUUUAUCUCUUUGCUGUUAUCUUCCAAGGAACAUCCGGCUAUUUGACAUUUCCUAUGCUGGCUAUCAUUCUCAAGAAGUAUGCUUUCAAAGUUUACUACCAUCCAAAUCUUGUGUUCUUGAUGAUGUUGAAUGUUGUCACUUGUCUCUUGUUGGGUGGGAUCACUGCCUGGAGUGCAACCAAUUUCUUCAUCAAUCUUAUGAUCAAGCCGACCCCAUGCGAUCUUCUCUUGAAGACUCAUUUCUGUUCAAAAAUCCGAGCAACAUUCUUGUUCGCUUUCUGCCUGGUAACCACUAGCCAUGCUGGAAUCCUUAUCGAACGUACAUGGGCAACAUACAGUGUAAAGCACUAUGAAAAGCAAGGAAAAGCACUUGGAACAAUUUUGGCUAUCAUAGCGGUCGCCGUCGCUGCCACUGCAAUAUUCAUCGUGAUUCUCCCGGAAGACGGAGAAGAAAUGAUUACAACUUGCUUGACAUUCUCGGCUUCCAAAUCAAUCGGAUCCCGAAUCUAUGUCAUGUUCUUUUGCCAACUUCUUCUGGACGCAGUAAUCUCGAUUGUGCACUUGGUUUUAUAUAGAUAUAACAAAAACGCCGACAAAAAUGGCUCAAGUUCCUUGUCAGAGCAGUUCCAAAGAAAUGAAAAUGUGAAAACCUUAAAACAAGUGACACCAUUGUUGAUUCUCUCCAACAUCACCAUCGGUGUCUACAUAUUUAUUAUUUCUGUUUUCCGGUUGUAUAAAGACCGACUUCCAACUAAUUGGUAUGAAAUCAUAGCCGCUAAUCUUUUCAUAAUGCCUCACAUGCCAUUCAUGUUCACGUCCCUGAUCCUCAUCGAACUGCACUUGGCGAAGAAACGUCAAGCACGUGUCCAUAAAGAUAUGAUGGCUAGUCAGGAUGUUCCGUUAGAUGAUCAGUUCCACAUUGCCAUUGAAAACUGGGAUGUGCAAUUCCAGUCGCAUUUAAAGGCUCAAACCUUGGCGGCUCGCGGCAAACCAGCAACAUCAUCCUCAUGGAGUCCAUCAAAGUUCAUGUCAAAGUUCAAGAAGCGUCAGAGUACGGUGGCAGUAGUUUCUCUUCCGUCAACUCCAGCUUAA